Molecule: messenger RNA, 3335 nt
Organism: Aplysia californica (California sea hare)
Lineage: Eukaryota; Metazoa; Mollusca; Gastropoda; Aplysiida; Aplysiidae
Exons: 2
Coding region: 7-1860 (617 amino acids)
Biological process (GO): cell differentiation; regulation of transcription by RNA polymerase II; anatomical structure morphogenesis
Molecular function (GO): DNA-binding transcription factor activity, RNA polymerase II-specific; RNA polymerase II cis-regulatory region sequence-specific DNA binding
Source: RefSeq, a predicted model, not a curated record
UCUGUGAUGAAACGGCUGUCGGCUCCUCAUGACGACACAGCGGAUAUGACGUCACUGCGUCCCCUCGCCAACCUCCAGGAGCACGUCUCAAAGUCGUUCCCAGAAGGCCCGGCGGAGUUCGGAGGUUUGUCCAGCAAGUUCAACACCAUGGACGCCGUCUCCUCGUCUGUGCAGACGCACGGCGCUUCUCUGGGCUCUUUCGACGUCAGCAAAGACUACCACCACGGCGACAACCGAGAUCACAGCAGUCUACAGAGUGACGCGUCACUAAACGCGCACUCGUCAUCUCCUGCGUCUUCAGCCUUAUCUUCGUCCAAUUUUUACUCCAAGUUGUACGGAACGGAGAACGCUUCUUCUUAUUUCCCGCAUUUCAAGGUGUACCCGCCGUACUCCACGGGGGGCCACUCUCAUCUAGCGCAGGACAAAAACUGCAGCAGCAAGUACGGAGCGCAUGAAGAUACGUCCCUUUCAGCCCAAUGCGGUCGUCACGACGGCGGGUACUCCGAAGGUGGAGGUUCUAAUAACGCAGACGCUUUGUCUGGUUUGAGUAAAACGUAUAACAGCAUCUUUGAAAACUGUCCCAAGCCGUCUAAAGACGAGAACACACAGAGUUCUGUGAGUGCAGACGCCAGUCGUGAUUCGCCAUGCAAAAGUGAAUGUUCCGGCGCUAACGAGCCCGGUGCUCGUCACAAAGGCAGCAACAGUAGCAGCGAUAUCGCAAAGCAAACGAACGUCGACGAGAAAAACAACAAAGUCAACAAGAACGUCGCCAGAGCUUGCAACAACGACGCAAAAACCAUCUGCGCGAACAGCGACAACACCAGCAGCAGCAACAGCAACGGCAAUGGCAACAAUAACAGCAGCAGCAACAACAACAGCGACAGCAGCAGAGACGAAAAGGGAGCCAAGCAGCAGGAGUCCUUUCGAGACGCCGCGUCCAAACCGGCAAAGACAAUUAAAACUGAGGUGGACGCGUCAGGAAAGUCAGCCACGCCCGGAGACACGAAACCGCCAUCUUCACCAGCCGAGCCUAAGGCAGACAAUCCUGAAUCGUAUAAAGACCCGAAUGUGAAACCGCCGUAUUCCUACGUGGCUCUUAUCGCGAUGGCUAUCAAAGAAUCGACGGAGAAAAGACUAACCCUCAGCGGAAUUUACCAGUUUAUCAUCGGGAGAUUCCCGUACUACGAAAAGAACAAGAAGGGCUGGCAGAACUCUAUACGUCACAACCUCAGCCUGAACGAGUGCUUCGUCAAAGUGGCUCGCGAGGGAGGCGGGGAGAGGAAGGGGAACUUCUGGACCCUCGACCCCGCCUUCGAGGAUAUGUUCGAGAAGGGGAACUACCGACGACGCCGACGCAUGAAACGACCCUACAGACCCACGCUCUCCUUACACAAACCCUUAUUCUCCGACCCGACCCACCCUUUCAACCAGUUCACCCUCAACAACUACUUCAACACGCCGUCGUACUCCCAGUACCCGAGUUACUCCCCCUGGGCGUUCACCUCCAACACCGGACACACCAACAUGGCGUCGGGCAUGUCCCAACUCCCGACUUACCGCUCCUGUCAGCGCAUGGCCGCUGCGGCCGCCCACCACCACUCUGCUCUCAACGGACUCCACCAGUACUCCACCUCUAUGGGGGUGGGUAUGGGCAUGGGGAUGGGGCUCGGGGCUCCGGGGCCCGGGGGUCCUCAAGUAGCCCCCAGCAUGCCCUCGCCGUCCAAUUACGCGUCGCCGUACCAGUCGCAGUUCCCCGAGUACGGCGCGGUGGGCACGGGGUCAUCGCUCAGCUUCCAGUGCCGGCAACAGGCCGAGGCUUUCAACUCCCCUCACUACAACGCCUACUGGGCCGACAGGUGAGCGGAGGACGCUGGCUAGAUGGCUAGUUGGCCGAGUCGACGGAAUUCUUGUGUACCGUGAAAGUCUGACUGGACAGCUACUGUCGUUUUUGCAGCUGAAGCGACAAAAUUCCUAAUGGAAGCGAUCGAACAUAUCUAAUGACGUCACGUACUGUGACCCCAGUGACGGCGAUCUCGGCAGUGACAAGUUCCAGGCAGCGACGUCAAAGGAUUGCAGCUUACGUGUUAACGGACUGCGAAAAGACGUAACAGCCAGAGAUGUAUAUGUGUUUCCGAGGGAGGGUGUUCAAACGGAACAAUUGCCAGAGAUUACUGUGAGCUUUUCAAGGGAGGGUGUUCCAAUGGUACAGUUGCCAGAGAUUUAUGUGUGGUUUGCAGAGGGACGGUGUUCAAACAGAACUAUUGCCAGCUACGAAUGCCCUAGAAGAACCCCCAAAGACCUCUGCAAGAACUGACCUACUGACCUACUUACGUCAACGAUGCGGGUCUGCUGUCUCGGCGUGUGCUGUGCUCGGGUCCCAGACUACCCACGGGGUACUAGACUGGUCUCCACCUUCACCUCAAGGACAUUACAACAAACUUACAGUAAUCUCCUUGCUUCACCUUCACUUCCACAUAAUACCAUGCCGCUGUCUGGCUGACUGGUUGGGGCACCAAUGCAGAUUUUGCAACCAGCUUUUUCCCCUCCUCUCGUGGUUCCAAUGACCUUCUCCAGGCGUGGUUCUCAGCUUCUCGGCAGUUCUUAGGUCACGUCUGAAGACCCACAUCCAGAACCAAGUUCCCCCCUCCCUUCCCUACCCUCCCCUCCCCUUACCUCCUCUCCCCUCCUCUUCCCUCCCCCAGCUUAUUCCGGCCAUCUGUGUUGCUACUUCCCAUCACGACAAUGACCGCUAUCGCGCAGAAUUUGUUUUUCUUUAAUUCUGUCUGUCAACAUGGAUCCAUGACGUCACUGGGUGUCGGCCGGACAAACUGUACCAGGCACGAGCUGAAUCAUGGAAGUGUUGCUGUAAUGACUUGUGUGGUUCUUUUGGCAAAAAGUAUUCACGAACUUGAGAGACUUCGGUACUUCUUAUAAUAUGACCUAUAUGUGUUGCAAAUGCCGUAAAACUCGGACUUAAAACAACGAACUCAAAACUGAGAGACUGCCUGUGGCUGAUAUGAGCAUGAUAUUGCUUUGGGGUUCAAUCAAAGGCAGUUUGGGGCAAGUUAUUGUAUUUGCAAUUUUAAAACAAGUGCCUUCCCUGAAUUAGCCUUCUUUACAUUGACUUGUGCACAGUGAUCUUGGGUGAAUUUGAUUGUGUGUGUGUGCCCUCAGAAUGACAGGGUUGUUACUCCACGUUUUAUGCUACCCUCAGAAUGACAGAGUUCUAACUACUCUCUGUUGUCGGUCUCUUAGAACAUAAGGGUUCUUAUUCCUUUUUCUAUUGUAAGAACAGAGUUACACACUACACAUUACUUAUACAGAUAUCCGACACA